Molecule: messenger RNA, 1560 nt
Organism: Punctularia strigosozonata HHB-11173 SS5
Lineage: Eukaryota; Fungi; Basidiomycota; Agaricomycetes; Corticiales; Punctulariaceae
Exons: 10
Coding region: 1-1323 (440 amino acids)
Molecular function (GO): protein binding
Source: RefSeq, a predicted model, not a curated record
AUGUCCUCCCAGAUGACAGAAAUAACGCGACGCUUCGAUCAACCAGUGCAUGAGGAGACCUUUAAGCUCGCGUCAGACGCGGGAUAUCCGGAGAACUUCCCUAGGAACGCCAAAUGGUGUCCAGAUGGUUCUGUGUUCCUGGCCCAGGCGGAGAACAGGACGUUUCAAAUCAUUGACCGCACCACGGGCAACCUUACUCCCGAUGGCGGCGGCGCCCGGACCAUUUUGCGUCAACCAGCCCCGAUCUUGGAUUAUCUGUGGUAUCCAAUGGCCUCCCGUCUAAACCCAGCCGCGUAUUGUUUCGUUGCCUCGUUACGUGCCUCGUAUAGCAUCGUCGAUCACCGGGAACGGCACAUUGCCCCUCAUAGCCUUUCUUUCAACGCCAUCGCGACAAAGCUGUACUGCGGGUUUGAAGACGCCAUCGAGGUGUUCGACGUGCAUCGACCGGGGCAAGGCGAUCGAAUUGCCACCUCUCCAGCGAAGAAGUCCAAAGAUGGCCUCAAGGGAAUCAUAUCGGCGCUAGCGUUCUGCCCGUCGUAUGACUCGGAUCUCUUCGCCGCUGGCAGCCUGUCGCCCGCGUCUGCGUUAAACUCGAACAUCGCGCUAUUCUCCGCAGAUACGGGACACGCUCUGAUGUUCGUGGGGACCGAUACUACCGAAGGCACCUCUCAUCCCUCUGUUACCCAGCUCCGAUUCAAUCCCACGCAGCCUCAUAUCCUCUACGGCGCCUUCCGUAAACGUGAUGCCAUCUACAGCUGGGACUUAAGGGGCCACGUCUCUGCUCCUGUCGCCGUAUUCCGCCGAAGCAGACCAGCGACAACAACCAGGCCGCCGGCAACAAAUCAAAAACUGCUGUUCGAUGUGGACCCGAGCGGGCAAUGGCUCAGCGUUGGAGACGAGGCAGGCUCCAUAUCGACAUUCUCCCUGACAGGAGCGCCGAUGUCGACAGAUGAAGCGACCGUCGAUGAUGCGCAAGAGGUGCCCCCCGCAUCGGUGUUCUCGGCCCACAACGAUGCUAUUGGGUCUGUCGCCUUUCAUCCAUGGGAGCCCAUGCUGUUGUCCGCGUCUGGAUCGAGGCAUUUCAGCACCGGGCUGUCGUCGGCGGUCGGCGCAGCCUCCGACUCCGACGAAUCCUCGGACGACGAAUCCAGCAACACGAGCGCAGAACAUCAGACAGGCCGGUCCUCGUUCGUCCGGCGCCGUCGAUCGAAACCCACGCCUCACACCAAGGAUGCAUCGCUGAAGCUUUGGCGGUAUGGCCCUGUCGGCGGGAAUGUUCCGGAGGAACUGAUAGAGCCAGCUCGCGAGGGUGUUGUGCAAUGAACCUUCUCCAGGAUCACCUUGCGCGUUUUCGUGUUUUCCCAGUUCCUGUCGGCUUUUCAAUGUUGCUGUGGACGGCGUCGAGGUGGACGUAUCGACGCUCUGUAGGUAUUGACGAAAAUAGCGUAUGCACUCAUUCGAACACCCAAGUGCGCAAAUUCGUGGUUUUGGUUCUGCUCAGUGCAAGACCGACAGUCAUUUCAUGCAUUACAUAUUCCGAAUAUAUUCGAUGGAACCUGC